GGUAACUGUAGUAUAUCUGUCAGGAAACCCAGGCUGUGGGAAAAGUGAAGUGGCCAGGCAAAUUGGAGAACGAUUCUUCGAUGAAAAGAGCACGGAAAGGAAUUUUUUGAUGACGGUGAAUGCAUCCACCAUUGAUACGCUUUUGCAGUCGUAUGUGGAAUUUGCAGAUAGAGUUAAAUGCGAUAAAGAUUUCGUUACGAAAAUUAAGACAUCUGAAGGUCGUUCGUCAGAAGAAAAACUUAGUGACCUCAAAUGUCGCAUCGUGCCAAAAUUACGAAAGUAUUCAUCCUGGCUUAUUGUUUGAUGAUGCUGUCAAGGCACUGUCUGAUAUUUCUGGGAUUUCUUGUCAUAACGAUAUCCCCCUUCAAAUAGCCAAGGCUCUAGAUUUCCAGCCGUUGGCUUUGGCAUGUGCUGCUGUUUACAUGAAGCAUAUUAAAAGUACCGACUGGACUAAAUACCUGCAAAAGCUCGAAGACGGCAAGCGAGAGGCAACAGAGAAGGAAUACCAAAAGAGAAGCUUAACAUAUCCUCAGACAAUGACAGCGGCGGUAAGAAUGGCCGUAGAUAAAGAAGUAAGUGAAGACAAAGUCAUGAGACAUGCUUUUGAGUUCCUAUCUGUCAUCGCACCUGAGCCGAUACCCCUCCAGUAUGUUGUCCAGUAUGUGAUGAACUGUUUGUCGGAUGAAGACGAAGAUCUUGUGGCAUCGACUAUUCGUUCCUCCUCACUUGUACUGUCCUCUAAAGAUGACUUGGAAGAGGUUCGUGUACACCAAGUUGUGCACCAUAGUCUGCAAGUAGUAAUGCUAAAUAAGGAUAAGAAAUUGAACGUCGAUAUUAUAUGGAAUGUAAUUUUAGCAUUUUCCUGGAUUAACGAAUUAGAUCUCGAUUACAUACCUGAUGUUGUUUCCACCAGGAGGCUGGUGGAACAUUUGACAGCACUAUCUUUAGUAAUCCAGAGCAACAUGGAAUUCCUACGCAAUGACGUGCUAAAUUACUCCAACCAAAAGCAUGUUGACGAGUCAUAUUGUUUAAGGAAUAUCCGAAUGAUCUGUAAUAUUCAUGGAAGAUAUGAGGCUGCAGGCAUUUGUUUUAGAAUUUCACUUAUAAUCGUUGAGCAUUUCUGUGAUGAGAAGGAUCCCCGUCUUACUAUUCUGCUAAAUGACAUAGGGGAUAACCUUUUUUACCUUGGAAACUACAAAGAAGCAGAAAAAUAUCUUAGGAAGGCGUUGUAUAAAGAAGAGAAUUCUUCUGGAGAUUGUCACUUUACAAUAAUUGCUACUCUAAAUAACAUAGGCAAAACGCUUCUUGAAUUGAGACGGCAAGACGAAGCUAUGAAGUAUGUAGAAAGGGCGUUGUCUAUUCAAAAACGAAUGUAUGGAGAGGAACAUCCACUAUGGGCUAGAACGUUAAGUAUUCAAGGAUCUAUUUUUUACCGUAUGGGUAACCUCGAACAAGCAAAACUUUGUUAUGAAAAGGCAUUAGCUAUUGAAGAAUCUCAGCAUGCAAGGGAAAGGCAUWCGGAAUUGAAUWUUACCCAAGGUAACAUGGGCCGCCUGCUGCGAGAACUUGGUCAACUAGAAGAGUCCAGACGAUAUUUGGAGAGAGCCAUURAAAGCACGGAAGGCAUUUAUGAUGRGAAACAUCCAGCUUUGGCUUUCUUAUUAAGAAACUUAGGAGACACUUAUUCUGCACAAGGGGAAUUCAAAGCUGCUCUAAGCUGUUUUGAAAGAGUCCUGGAUAUCGAAAAGAAAAAAUAUGGAGAAGAUAAACGCCCUGGACAGGCUACCACCCUCAAUCGAAUUGGAAAGUGUCUUCAUACAUUUGGAAAAUACGAAGAAUCUAAAUUUUAUUUUGAAAGGGCACUCGCUAUAAGUCAAAACGUGCAUAGUGAUGACGUAAGUCAUCCGUCUUUAGUCGAAACCAUGAAUAACCUUGCAUACAGUCUUAUCGCUCUGAAACAAUACAAAGAAGCCAACAUUCUUUUGGAAGGAGUAUUAGAAAGACAAGAAUGUUCAUUUGAAGAGAGGGACCCAAAUGAUGCUGUUAMACUUUAUAMCMACUUGAGCACAAYGYUAUACCAGAUGCAACAGCACCAAGAGUCUAAGAAGUACUUGGAUAAAGCAUUAGCARUACAAGAAAGAUGUAACAACUUACCUCCAGAAACGCUUGCAAUUACGUUCAAUAACYUGGGAAWGCAGGAAUGUAAGUUUGGACGAUACGCCAAAGCUGAUGAGUACUAUCAGAGGGCAGUGGYUAUAAAGGAAAAGAUUUGUCCUUCUCAUYCGGAGUUGGGAACAAUGUUAUCAAACAGGGGAGAAGCUCUCUCUUUGCUUGGGAAGUAUGAAGAAGCCAACGCCUGUCUAAAGAGAGCUCUGAGUAUAAUAGAAAGUGUUURUGACAAACAACAUCCUGAACAGGYGGACACUCUCCUGACACUAGGAAACAAUAGCAUCCGUAUGCAAAAUUACGAAGAAGCUGAAGCGUAUUUUAAGAAGGCAGUUUCUAWCAAUGAGAGUUACUAUGGUAAGCAGCAUYCAGAAGUAGCUGAUUCUCUUUGUGAAGUGGGGGAAACUGUUUUAAACUUGAAACAGUAUGAGGAAUGUAGGACGUAUUUCGAGAGAGCACUGACCAUCUACGAGAGUUACUAUGGUAAACAGCAUCCAAAAGUAGCCAAUACUCUUCUAAAGUUGGGGAAAACUCUUUUUCACCUGAAACAGUAUGAAAAGGGUGCGACGCAUUAUGAGAGGGCACUAUCCAUUAAAGAUAGUGACAAUGCUAAGGAACAGACAAAGAAUGCAACUAUUCUACAUAGCUUAGGAGACAGUCACGUAGAGCGUAAACAGUACGAACAAGCAGUAGUGUUCUUAGAGAAGUCUUACGCUAUUGCAAGUAGUUUUCCUGAAGGAGAAUAUCCGCUACUAGCAAAUACUGUCUACUGCCUAGGAAUCAGUAACCUUGAACUGAAGCGGUACAAAGAGGCCAAAAUAUAUCUUGAAAAGACACUGGUAAUGAUAAAAAAUGGUCUUGGUGGAGAGACUAGUCGACUGGUUGCUGAUAUACAAGAUAAACUUGCUAUCGUAACCUUCCGUAAAGAGAAGAAAAAAGAACAGAAACAGAAAAGAGAGCAAAGACAACAAGAGAAAGAACAGCGAAGAGACCAGCACAAGAAAAAGUACGUCAACAAAAGAAAAUAACAGCAGUACUCAAACUUUGAUGUGUGAACAUUAUGUAUUGACAGAGCUCGAUAACUUUCACAUCAUCAUGUCGAGUCUUCUCGGGAGUCAUGGCGACAGCUUGCCACGAUGAUCUGUCUCAUACACGCCAAGAUCUCAAUUGCUGACUGCAACACAGUGUCACGCCUAAGCUGGUGCAUAAAUUUAGCUUUUGAUAUCCACGAGAAGAUUUUUCCGAUUUAGCGGCUUAGGCACUAAUAGURUUACACACUAAUUAGCAUCAGCGUGAGUAGCCUCAGCAUUUACACUUGGAAUUGCAUAUACUUGCAGCUGAUUUACUUUUGCAAAAAUGGAGGAAAGCUAGCUAUUUUCAGUCUUCAGUGAGAAAGUAAUUUGCAAAAAGUGAAUUGAAAUAGAGGGAAGCAAUGAAAACGUGGUCAUAUGACUCCUUGUUUACACGGUGCAGCGUAAAGUUUUCUCUGUUUAUUCAAUUCUAUCAAUGCUGCUAAAAACGGCUGUUUUACGUUUUAAACGAAUAAACUAUAAACAUUGAUAAAAACGUUGAUUAAUAGGUUGCUGUAGAUUUAAUUUGCUUAGAAAAGAAAAAAAAUAGACAGUCUACGACCGCAUUUAUCAGUCUACGGGCCGGGUUAAAGAGUUUAAAGUGGUAGUAUAGAACAGCAUAUUCAAUCAGUCAAUCAAUCAGUCAAUCAAUCAAUCAAUCAAUCAAUCAAUCAUUCCAUCCAAGAGAUUACAUAUUGAGAAAAUUGAGUAUAAAGAGGAAUAUAAAAGAUACUAAUAACAAUACAUUUGUAAUACAAUGGAUAUGAAUUUUGUGUAAAAUAUCUUUCUCAAGAAUAGUAGGCAGCUCAAAAGAGAAAACGAAGGUUUAUAUUUUUGGGCUGCCUAUGUAUAGCUAAAGUAAAAUUAAUGUAAAUUAUGGUAAUUACAAUGAACAACAGAAGCACAAAGGAAAAUAUUCUUAGACAUAUUUUGAUAUAGAUUAACAAUAAUCAUAUAAAUUAAAUUGCAAGAAUGUAGCGAUUGAGUAGCUAUUUAUAGAGAGCAUAUAUUAAAAAUGGUAAUUAUGAUAAUUAUCAAAAUGAUAACUAUGAUUAUAAAAUUAUCAUUAUUAAGUAACUAGUAGAGCUAAUCUUAUCUUUUGGAGUAAAAUUUAAAUGAUGUAUAAAGUGAAGGAAGUGGGAGUCGAAUAAAUGACUGUAAAAAGUGGGGACAAAUCUCGAGGAAAUUCGCUUUAGUUCGACUAUAAAACGAAGUUGUACGUAGAUUAAAAGUUUCGAAAGACAGUGCUCGUGCUACUAAUGUACAAAAUGAAAGCCAUUUUGGACAAAACAUUUUCCAUAACCAAAAG
Molecule: messenger RNA, 4545 nt
Organism: Actinia tenebrosa (Australian red waratah sea anemone)
Lineage: Eukaryota; Metazoa; Cnidaria; Anthozoa; Actiniaria; Actiniidae
Product: tetratricopeptide repeat protein 28-like
Source: RefSeq, a predicted model, not a curated record